AUGGCACUAUAUUAUACUGUGGCACCAUUAUUAUUGAUUAUCUUCGGAAUUCUAACGAUUAUCAAUACUCAUCGACAUGCUGUUCGUGUAGCAGCACAAACCCUCUCGAUAGGUGUUCGUCGUACGGAAGGACAAUUAGCACGUAUGUUACUUCUUCAAGUUUGUUCUCAUUUAAUUUUGACUACUCCAUUCGGUAUCAUUUAUUUUAUGAAUGCAUUUAAUCCAUCAACACGUACGGUGUAUAUCACUGGUAUACGUUAUAUCCUCGUUAUGUGGCAACAAUGUGAUUAUUUUCUUUCAUUUUUCCUCUAUAUUUUCUCGGGAAGUCUCUAUCGUGAACAACUUCGUCAAUUAUUCAAAUGGACUAAACAACGUGCGCCUGCAAUCCAUUCAACUCAACGUUAA
Molecule: messenger RNA, 405 nt
Organism: Rotaria sordida
Lineage: Eukaryota; Metazoa; Rotifera; Eurotatoria; Philodinida; Philodinidae
Source: the annotation of a GenBank genome assembly